UCAGUCUCUCCCAAGAUGGCGGACCUACUGGGCUCCAUUCUGAGCUCCAUGGAGAAGCCUCCCAGCCUCGGUGACCAGGAGACUCGGCGCAAGGCCCGAGAGCAGGCUGCCCGCCUGAAGAAACUACAGGAGCAAGAGAAACAACAGAAAGUGGAGUUUCGUAAAAGGAUGGAGAAGGAGGUGUCAGAUUUCAUCCAAGACAGUGGGCAGAUCAAGAAAAAGUUUCAGCCAAUGAACAAGAUAGAGAGGAGCAUACUACACGAUGUGGUAGAAGUGGCUGGCUUGACAUCCUUUUCCUUUGGGGAAGAUGAUGAGUGUCGUUAUGUCAUGAUCUUCAAAAAGGAGUUUGCACCCUCAGAUGAAGAGCUGGAAUCCUACCGUCGUGGAGAGGAGUGGGACCCCCAGAAGGCGGAGGAGAAACGGAAGCUGAAGGAGCUGGCCCAGCAGCAGGAGGAGGAGGCAGCUCGGCAGGGACCUGUGGUGGUGAGCCCUGCCAGUGACUACAAGGACAAGUACAGCCAUCUCAUCGGCAAAGGGGCCGCCAAGGACGCAGCCCACAUGCUACAGGCCAACAAGACCUAUGGCUGUGUGCCCGUGGCCAACAAGAGGGACACACGCUCCAUUGAAGAGGCCAUGAAUGAGAUCCGAGCCAAGAAGCGUCUACGGCAGAGUGGGGAAGAGUUGCCACCUACCUCCUAGGCACCUCAGCUCCCUUUGGUCCCGGGGCAGGGCAGGGAGGGACAAGGCUGCUGCUAAUAGAACCCAUCCUGGAGCCCCAACCUCUGAACCACCUCCCUCCAGCUCUCACUCAGGCUGAGGGAGCAGGUGUUUGAUGUGUCACUGCUGGGGCCUGGGUAUGUACGUGGUAUGUGUAUACAUGGGCGUGUGUGUGUGUGUGUGUGUGUGUGUGUGUGUGUGUGUAAGAGCGUGAAUGCACAGGUGGGUAUUUAAUCUGUAUUAUUCUCCAUUCUCUUUGGAAUUUUCUUCCCCAUGGGGUUACUUCACAUUCAAUAAACACUGUUUGACCCAAUGUCCUGGUUUAUUUGUGCAGAGAAAGGUGGGUCCUGGAGCCACUGACAGAGAGGAAGGGGAAUCAUUUUAGGUCGAACAGCAUAAAAUUGCUGUUUUUGUAGGUCAGAGAUGACCAGAUAUUGGUUUUAUAAAAUUUAGUAUUUUA
Messenger RNA from Trichechus manatus latirostris (Florida manatee), 1177 nucleotides. RefSeq names its product sperm associated antigen 7 (gene SPAG7). Lineage: Eukaryota; Metazoa; Chordata; Mammalia; Sirenia; Trichechidae. The record is from RefSeq and is a predicted model, not a curated record. The coding region runs from base 16 to 699 and encodes 227 amino acids. The transcript is spliced from 7 exons. Gene Ontology annotation, molecular function: nucleic acid binding.